Molecule: messenger RNA, 1305 nt
Organism: Engraulis encrasicolus (European anchovy)
Lineage: Eukaryota; Metazoa; Chordata; Actinopteri; Clupeiformes; Engraulidae
Gene: cfap161
Product: cilia and flagella associated protein 161
Exons: 7
Coding region: 114-1031 (305 amino acids)
Biological process (GO): cilium assembly
Cellular component (GO): motile cilium
Source: RefSeq, a predicted model, not a curated record
CGUUUCCAUGGAGAUAAGUAAACACCGCAAGAAUCGUUCUCGUGUGUUAUUUUCAAUAAAACAAUUAUCUGUAGUCAGACUAAAGACAGGUGUGAUAAAAGUCUGUGGCCGCGAUGAAACAAGUGCGAACUUACAGUCCGAAUGUUCGAGUGGGAAACUGGCUCGAGGAUAUUGUUUUGAAGGAGGACAUGCUGAAGGAGUUUCUGGAGCAGAAGGACAGGGGAGAGCUCACCCUGCAAAGGAUCGGCACUCUACGGGACAACAUCCUGAAGCCUGUAGAGCUAUCCGUGGCACGGGGAAGUGUGCGUUUUGGAGACACGGUGAUGCUCCUGAACGCUGUGGCGUCUGGACCAGGGCCUGACUCCCACCAAGACCUCCACUGCCUCAGCAUCAUCGCUGACAUCAAACCCCAGACACGGCCCCAGCCAGACAACAACCAAUCACUGCCUGCCCCUUGCUACGUGAGCGCUGCCAAAAGCUUACAGCCCUGUGUCCGGAAUGCUUUUACGAUCGACAGUGUGGACGGGACUGUGAAAGGGGAAGAGCUUCGUUAUGGCCAAAGCUUCUAUUUGAGAACCACUGCAGGCUACGCAGGAGAACUGUACUUGGCCAGUGACGCAAAGAGCUUCCAGAAGUGUGCCCGGAAGUCCCGCCUACAGGAAGUAAGUCUGGUGGAGGAGCCCAGCUUCCUGUGCCACUGGACCGUCAAGUUGUUGGACCCCAAGAGGCGCCAGGAGCAGUGCGGAACCCCAGUGCCCGCAAAUACAAAGGUGUUGAUCUCCCACUGCAAGACCAAUCAGUGCCUGGCCCUCUUGAGUAACCAUGUCCUGUGGACCCCGUAUGGUAAGGAGUACGAGGUCACGGCCCACACGCUGCUGGACUCCCAUAAGGCAGAGCAGCCGGGCAACCAUUGGCUAAUGGCCACCGCUGACCCCGGUAACCCUGGCGACACACUCGUCCAGAGCCAGCAGUCGGCCAAUGGGGACACCGAAGAGGACUGCGGCGCCAAACCCGCACCUGAAAACAUCUAAGCUGCGAGCGUGCGCACACACACACACACACACACACACACACACACACACACACACACACACACACACACAAUGAUACACAUCAAUGCACACACACACAUAACACCUCUAUCAGAAUAACAUGAAUUUUGGACAAGCUUCAUAGAGUGGAGUUUUGAAACUUUUUUUUGAGAAUUAUGAAAAGUAAAUAUUGACUGUCAACAACGUGGGUAGGAAUGGGUGAUUAAGGAAUAGUGAACAUUGAUCUCAAUAAACUUGCACACAAUCAUGAUUA